GCGGUCAUCGCCGAGCCAGAGCGGGUGACGCCGGCAUGGCCCCCGCAGCGACGUCGGGUGGCAGCAGCCUGCCCAGUGGCUUCUCCGUCUUCAUCACUUUCCCCGAUUUGCUCUUCAUCUUUGAGUUUGUCUUCGGGGGCCUGGUCUGGAUCCUCAUCGCCUCCUCCCUGGUGCCCAUCCCCCUGGUGCAGGGUUGGGUGAUGUUUGUGUCUGUGUUCUGCUUCGUGGCCACCACCUCCCUGCUCAUCCUGUACAUCAUGGGCGCCCACGGUGGAGAGAGUUCUUGGAUCACUCUGGAUGCAGCCUACCACUGCACCGCUGCUCUCUUUUACCUCAGCGCCUCAGUCCUGGAAGCCCUGGCCACCAUCUCCAUGCGGGACGGCUUCACCUACAAGCACUACCAUGAAAACAUCGCAGCUGUGGUGUUCUCCUACGCAACCACUCUGCUCUACGUGGUCCAUGCCGUGUUCUCUUUGAUCAGAUGGAAGUCGUCAUAAAGUGACAGAAGCACCUGAGCUGAAAACCCUGACGGUGUGAACCGACUGGCCCACCUUCCAGUGUAACACUUUACAAUGCAGAAGUGCUUCCGACAGUGGGAAAAACAAAACAAGCACACACCUACACACACACACACACACACACAGUGUUCACUACACUCACACACACAAUGCUGUUUCUUGCAGGUGUCAUGUUUACUCUCCCAUGUGGCUUCCCUUCAGGGGUUGGGGACUUAAUGUGUUUAACCUCCAAGUAUUGAGCUGUCUUUCUAGGGUCACUUCCUGUUUGUGAAAGGGACUGAUGUUGGGGGCAGUAGGGGGGCGGGAGGUGAGGACUGUUAUCUGAGAAGGAAGCCAAGAUCCUCUGGUGAACCCUUGGACUGAAUCUGAGACAGAAGCACUGGAAUUUUCCAUGGGCUGUUUCUGGGCCGCCUCAAUGUGGGGCCUGUCUUCAGGUCUUCAUGGUUAGUCUGUGUAUCUAAAACUCACCCAACAGAUGUUUCCAGAUCUCCACUUCAUAAAGUACCUUUGUGUUCACGAC
Molecule: messenger RNA, 1038 nt
Organism: Ochotona curzoniae (black-lipped pika)
Lineage: Eukaryota; Metazoa; Chordata; Mammalia; Lagomorpha; Ochotonidae
Gene: MAL
Product: mal, T cell differentiation protein
Exons: 4
Coding region: 36-497 (153 amino acids)
Biological process (GO): myelination
Cellular component (GO): membrane
Molecular function (GO): structural constituent of myelin sheath
Source: RefSeq, a predicted model, not a curated record